Messenger RNA from Diprion similis, 2193 nucleotides. Its product is annotated as 60 kDa SS-A/Ro ribonucleoprotein-like. Bases 204 to 1856 code for a protein of 550 amino acids. Gene Ontology annotation, cellular component: ribonucleoprotein complex. The transcript has 8 exons. The record is from RefSeq and is a predicted model, not a curated record. Gene Ontology annotation, molecular function: RNA binding. NCBI's taxonomy places the organism in Eukaryota, Metazoa, Arthropoda, Insecta, Hymenoptera, Diprionidae.
CAUCCAUGUAUUUUAUAUAUCAUAUGUUGAUAGAAAAGCAUUACAUCGAUCGAGAUACGCCUUAGAAAUUUUUAUCUGAUUCCCAGUGGAGGAUGCGGAGAAAUUAUAUGGAUUUGAAAAUGUUGUAAACGGAAGAGCAAUGAUAACAUUAAUAAUAACAACAACAAUGAUCAAUUUACAGAAUUGACGUGUAACUAAUAAAGAUGGCGGAGCCCGAGCUAUCAGGCGAUAGUCUAAUUCGACCCGAAGUACGUCUUCGUCAAUAUCUGUACGUCGGAAAAGAAUACCCAAAUUAUCAACCAGGCAAUUGGUUUUUCCACAAAUAUUACGAAGAAGGACGCGUUCAGUCCAUAAAAAAUAUAGUCGAAUCUAAGAACCCAUUAGUAGCAAUCGACUUGAUUAAAAAGGCUUUUGAAAGCAAACUGGUACAAAAUCCGGAAACUCUGAUAUUUGCACUUGCAGUAUGUGCCCGACAGACUGAGAACGAGCGUCUGCGCCAGGCUGCUUAUGAUACGGUAAAAAAAAUUUGUGUAACGCCGCAAGAUUUCAUUCUGUUCGUCAAGUUUGCUUCUCAAAUAGCCAAGAGCGCACCGGAACCGAAACACGGUUGGGGUGGCGGAUGGCGAAGAGCUGUAAAUGAUUGGUACUUGUCCAAAGAUCCUCUUGAUUUAGCAAAGUGCGUUACCAGAUACAGAGGCAGAUAUGGAUGGACUCACAAAGAUAUUGUGAAAUUAUCUCAUCCCAAAACAGACGACAUUGCAAAGAAGGCUGUUCUGAAGUACGUAUUGUUCGGAUUGAAAGAAGCGAAAAAAGAAUUUGGCGAUAAACCUGAAGCUAAGGAAGUGAUUCAGUAUAUUGAACAAGUUGAAGAAUUCAAACACUGCGAGGAUGAAAUCUUGGCUGGUAGAUUACUGGAACUUUAUAAUCUCACGCUGGAUCAUAUACCUGGGCAUUUACUGAAAUGUAAAGAGGUAUGGAAUUCAUUGAUACCAGCAAUGAAUAUAACCAUGCUGCUUAAAAAUCUCCAAAGAAUGCACAACUAUGGAGUACUGGAACAAGCUGGUGCGGCAGUCGAUAAAGUAGUCGAUGAAAUAUGCAACCAAGAGAAGCUAGCCAAUGAAAAGAUUCAUCCAGCUCUGGUUCUAAUCACAAUUAAGAAUUACGAAAAAUCUGGCCGACCUUUAUCGUACGAAAAACAGAAGGCCAGAAAAACCAAAAUAAGAUCAGUGAUUAUACCGCCAAAACCGACAAGAAAAAUUGUUGAAGCUCUGUACAAAACACUUGAAUAUUCGUUUAAUAGUCUGGAACCAACGGGUCUCAAAUACAUGAUUACAAUAGACAUGAACAAAGCUAUGCAGGGCAGUCCUGCAUGGCGGUGUGGAAAUCUCAGUUCGGCAGAAGCAGGAUGUCUGAUAGCACUGUGCCUUCUUCGGAGUGAGGUGAACGUAACAGUAGCAGUUUUCAAAAAAUUUUCUGUUCACGAGGUAUAUUUGAAUAAAAAUGCAUCAUUGGGACAAAUUGUGAAGAAAAUGAAGCAAACGCCAACAGGCGAUGUUAACUUGGAGAAGCCAAUGAUUUGGGCGGCUGAAAAAAAGAAACAAUUCGACGUAUUUAUAAAUGUAGUCGAUGUUGUUGACAAAAGAUUUGGAAAUGAAGUGAGAACUGACAAUCCUAGGAAAGCUAUCAAAGAGUAUCGAAGCAAAAUGGGGCUAAAAAAUGCAAAAUUAGUAACCUGUGCGAUGGCAACUGCACAAAUGGUACCUCAUAGCGACGACAACGAAAGUAUUCUUACUAUCUGCGGAUUUGAUGAGAAUGUUCCAAAAAUUAUCGAAGCUUUUGCAAGGUCUCUGUUUUAAUUGGCAACGAUAUAACCAUUUCUAACAGCCACAAAUGUCUCGAACAACAACCAAAGUGAAGAAAAAAAAAAGGAAAAAUACGAUGUACAUAUAUCAGGCAAGAGCGACCUACACGAAUUGGCUAUAAAACAUGAGUGUAUGACAAGUUAUAAAAUUACAAAUCACCUUCGAGAGUGAGAACAGCAUUCAAUCAUGCGAGGUUAAUCAAUUGCAUUUGGCAGUUGCAAAGGAAGUUAUAUUUUUCAUCUUCCGAUUCUUAAUCUUUAUCUGUCCUGCACGUACAAUACCUAUAAAAUAAUUAUUGUGUGACAUUAGAAGUAAUUGUAUAAUUUUUUUC